Molecule: messenger RNA, 873 nt
Organism: Schistocerca gregaria
Lineage: Eukaryota; Metazoa; Arthropoda; Insecta; Orthoptera; Acrididae
Product: protein rogdi-like
Exons: 9
Coding region: 16-873 (285 amino acids)
Cellular component (GO): RAVE complex
Source: RefSeq, a predicted model, not a curated record
AAUAGCUGAUUCACAAUGGAGCCGUACAGGCAUGUAUCUGUGGCCCUAGAGCGAGACACGCAGAAAAGGGAGCAGGAAUGGCUUUUGAAAAAUAAAAUGCCUACUUACCUAGACGAGUUGAGGCAAAAAAUUGAGUCUUGUAUAAGAUUCAUAAAUCCUGUAAUCUGCUCGGCGGCAGAACAUGAUCAAUCGUCUCAGAAUAAAGGAGGUGGAGAAGGCAACAAGGAAUUAGUUAGGCUUAAAGUUUCAGACAACUUGAAGGGAUAUUUGAAAAUUGAUGGAUGGAAUAUAACCGAAUCACAAUUGAUGGUCAGGUUUCCAAAAUUUAAUAAAGGUAUCUCUUACGCGAUAAGUUCAUCCAAUACUCAGCCGUGGAAACUACACCAAAUUCAAAAUGUACAUGAAUUCCUGCACAUGGCGCUGAGUCACAUAGACAUGCCCGAUCCAGUCUCCGCAACUCGGAUUAUGAAGUGUAUAGAUGAAGUGGUCCAUUGCUUGAAACAGGCUCUGUCCGAAAUGGAGACGGAGUACUCUUCGAUAGGCAGCACGAAUGAGACCUUUUUUUCUUCCAUUCCAGAAAAUUUGCACGUUUGCUUCAGCGUCUUGAACACCAGCUACGUCGUGUCAGUUUAUCUACUUCGACCACAAAAGCACUCCAGGGCGUUCGACCCUUCACACAGAAGGCAGGCGUACGAGGAGGGGGUUUCGGGUUCGAGAGCUUUGGACGCAAAUUUUCCAGAGGUGGUGGCGGACAGCGCGCAAUGCGCACAACCAAGCAAAAAAUUGGAAAGGUGCCUGGUCAACAUCCACGGCAUACUAGAACUGUGCCUGGAAAUUCGAGAAAAGUUGAUUGUUGUCUCUCAAGUCAAUUGA